UGACAAUGACAGUUCUUCACAGAUUAACAGCAAACGACAUGACAGGCUUUUACAAUACAUCGCAUGAUUAUUAAACAUCGAUUACGAUUACGAGAAAUUAGGUACGUUAUCUAGUGUUUUUUUUAAGGAAGAUCUUCAUUCGAAGGUUCGAAUUUAAAAGCUAUCUAUCUAAAAAAACAAAAUUCUCUCAAGCCAUGACGCCCGAGCCAUACAUUGUUGAAUUAGAUCCCGACACAAAAACAACCUUAAAGAUUUAUUUAUUUGAAAACGUACGGAAUGUAGAAGCCAUAAGAAAUAAUAUCAUACAGGGAGUUUGGAAAUGUGCAGCUAUUAAGCCAGAAUUAAUUGUUGAGCCAUUCCAAGUAGCAGUAGCAGCAAACAAAGCCGUUUUAUCUGAGAAACAAAAUACAAUGGUUACAAGAACAGUUUUCUCCGAGAUAUUGUAUAAUUUAUCAAUUACAAAAAACAUCACACAAAGUUUGAGCCGAUUUGGUAUAGAAAAGGACACCAAUUUGUUAUUAUGCUUUUUGAUUACUGAAGAUGUAGAUACAAGCACAGAGAUUUUAUCACAAAUUGAAGGUGAAUUUACUCCUAUAAGUGAUUUAAAAAGGUUUACUUCAAUGAAGAAUCUAAAUAACCAGUAUAGAUUGAACACUUUGGAGAAAAAUCAAGAAUUAACUGACAUUAUUGUCAGCAGAAUGGUAACAAAAAGUUUUGUAACACAUUAAAUGGGCUCAAAUAA
Molecule: messenger RNA, 742 nt
Organism: Spodoptera frugiperda (fall armyworm)
Lineage: Eukaryota; Metazoa; Arthropoda; Insecta; Lepidoptera; Noctuidae
Product: EKC/KEOPS complex subunit Tprkb
Exons: 1
Coding region: 195-728 (177 amino acids)
Biological process (GO): tRNA threonylcarbamoyladenosine modification; telomere maintenance via recombination
Cellular component (GO): cytosol; EKC/KEOPS complex; nucleus
Source: RefSeq, a predicted model, not a curated record